AUUCCACGUUCCCCACUUCCUCUCUCGUAUCGCGACUCCAGCUCUCCUCGCCACCGGACGCCUAGACGCCGCUCUCGCCUCCUCCCCUCUUGUCUCCCGUUCUACUCGCCUCCUCCCCUCCGCUCUCUCCGGUGAGACCGUCGCCUGAGUUUCCUCGUCUUCACGCAGGUUGUAGCAGGUGAGCCAUUGGCAACACCGUCGCCAGCAACCUUCUGUGUCCCCUCGUGUCCUCAGGCAGGCCGCAGCUAUCACCAGCAUCCAUGUGGCAGAUUGCUACCUUACUGAUUUGCCAAUGAUUUGAAGCUUAUGGCAUUCUUCAGAAAAGGAAUUGCAAAGUUGGCGACGGAGGCUAUAUCUAAUAGAAAAACUCCUUUCAUAACGUUUGUCUUGGGUGGUCCUGGCAGUGGGAAAGGAACUCAAUGCCAAAAAAUUGCUGACGUCUUCAACUUUGAACAUAUAUGUGCUGGUGAUUUAUUGAGAGAGGAAAUGUCCUCCAAUAGUCAAAAUGGAGUAAUGAUCCGUAGCAUAAUCAUGGAAGGGAUGAUUGUUCCUUCAGAAAUAACUAUCAACUUGCUCAAGAGAGAAAUUCAUUCUUGUGGGAACAAUAAUAAGGUUCUUAUUGAUGGUUUUCCUAGAAAUGAAGAAAAUCGCAUAACUUUUGAGAGGAUUGUUGGAGUAGAACCAGACCUUGUGCUUUUUUUUGACUGCCCUGAGGAGGAGAUUGUUGAACGAAUACUAAAACGGAAUCAGGGAAGAAUUGAUGAUAACAUUGACACAAUAAAGAAAAGGUUGGAAAGUUUCAAGAAACUGAGUCUUCCUGUAAUAGAUCAUUAUACUGCAAAAGGGAAAGUUUACAAGCUCAAAAAGUACCGAUGGAUGGACACAGAUAAACAAAGGAGACUGACAAAUUGUCAUGAAGGAAAGAGUGCAGUUAAAAAAGGCAAGGAUGAAAGCAGAUCGAGGCUGCCUGAGGCAUCCCAGCCAGAUAUGAAUGGUUAAAAAGUGGUCCUGCAUUAAUGAAAAGUUGUAGUCUUGCUCUUUCUUUUUUUCUCCUAGUUACCUUGGCUAACUGUUUCCUUAAGAAAAUAAGGUUGGAUCUGUAGAGCUGGAUUUUUGUCUAACUCUUUGGUUAUUCCAUGAUAAUAUGCCUGACCUCUCAUGGAUGAAUGCAUA
Molecule: messenger RNA, 1173 nt
Organism: Zingiber officinale
Lineage: Eukaryota; Viridiplantae; Streptophyta; Magnoliopsida; Zingiberales; Zingiberaceae
Product: UMP-CMP kinase-like
Exons: 8
Coding region: 307-999 (230 amino acids)
Biological process (GO): CDP biosynthetic process; 'de novo' pyrimidine nucleobase biosynthetic process; UDP biosynthetic process
Cellular component (GO): nucleus; cytoplasm
Molecular function (GO): UMP kinase activity; ATP binding
Source: RefSeq, a predicted model, not a curated record